This is a messenger RNA of Heterocephalus glaber (naked mole-rat), 4619 nucleotides long. It is a transcript of the gene Cenpi, whose product is annotated as centromere protein I. Lineage: Eukaryota; Metazoa; Chordata; Mammalia; Rodentia; Bathyergidae. The record is from RefSeq and is a predicted model, not a curated record. Gene Ontology annotation, biological process: mitotic sister chromatid segregation; CENP-A containing chromatin assembly. Gene Ontology annotation, cellular component: kinetochore; inner kinetochore.
CAGCUAACUUCGAGAUGACUCAACAUUUGGCUCAAGAUACAAUUUCCAGAAAACCUUGGAGGUUAUCUGUAUCCAUCCUCUGUAAAAGGAGGGCAGAUUCAACUGCUCUUUCCUCGUACCUAGCUUCACAGGAGGGCAGACCCUUUAAGUCUCAGUAAAGGAGAAGCCGCCUUUAUAGUGAGGUUUGAGGUUUCAUUCUUCCUACAACGUCCGGAAUUUGGAGUCAACCUGAGCAAAAUGAACGCUACAAUUUAUCAAGUUAAAUUCAAGAAUCAAGACACUGUUUUGUUUUACGAAAAAUGACGAAGAGCAAUCAUUAGAACAGAAAGAAAAACGCCACCCAGACAGCUGACGCCACCGCAACGACCAACUCGAGGCCCGCCCCCAGCCUAGGUGGGUGGGGCAAGCAGCUUCCGUAAGUCGUUUGCGUCAUUGCCGGUGCGCGCGACACCUCCCGCCUUAGAGCUCUAUUCCAACCAAUCAGACUUCAGCAGAGGGCGCUGCUCUACCCAACCGCUACCUAGUUCUCCUCCGAAGCGCAUGCGUGGGGCGGGGCCCGCGCCUUUGAAUCCUGGAGGCGGCUUUUGGACACCGGAGAUUGCUGGGCCGAAGAGGGUGUCAGAACAUACACAGUAAUGUCGCCUCAAAAGAGAGUUAAGAAUUCCCAGGCACAAAAAAGAACUUCGCAAGGUAGGGAUACUUUUCAAACCAGUCUCUCAGCCUGGAAAGUAAAAGAGAAACCAAGUGACUCAAAUAUCUGGAAACAAAACAAUCCAGUGGAAGCUCAUGAACAUGUGGAUGAUGAAGCUGAAGACAUUCUGCAAAUAGCAGUGGGAUACUUUGAGAAAGGUCCCAUUAAAACUUCACGAAGUAAAGAUAAAAUUUUGGAAAAACACUUGAAAACUGUGGAAAAUGUGGCUUGGAAAAAUGGAUUAGCUCCAGAAGCAAUUGACAUUUUAUUGAAUGUGGCACUCAGUGGCAAAUUUGGAACUGCUGUAAACACACGGAUAUUGAAGUGCAUGAUUCCAACUACUUUAGUAUCAGAAGAGUCUGUGGUUAAAGCAAUCUCCUGGCUCUGUGUUGGCAAGUGUUCUGGUAACACCAAGGUACUUUUUUAUCGUUGGCUGGUUGCAAUGUUUGACUUCAUUGAUCAAAAGGAACAAAUUAACUUGCUUUAUGGGUUUUUCUUUGCUUCAUUGCAAGAUGAUGCACUGUGCCCUUAUGUCUGCCACUUGCUAUAUUUACUCACCAAAAAAGACAAUGUCAAACCAUUUCGUGUGAGAAAACUGCUUGAUCUUCAAGCCAAAAUGGGAAUGCAACCUCAUCUCCAGGCUUUGUUGUCGCUGUAUAAGUUUUUUGCUCCUACUUUGAUUUCUGUAUCUUUGCCUAUAAGGAAGAAGAUCUACUUUAAGAAUUCAAAGGAUCUUUGGGAUUCAGCUGUGCUUGCUGUGAGACUUAGAAACCACGGACCUUUUUCUGAGCCUCUAAAACUGACAUUAAGUCCAGCUGACUUACAUCCUCUAAAAAGAAAAUGGAAUUCUCACUCAGUUAUACCAAGGCUAAAUUCUGGUAACUACGCUAAAGGACAGGGAAAAAAGGAAAUGAGUCUUUCUGAUCAUCUCAGUUGCAAUAGAUCACUUCCACUGGAACAGCUUCAGAGCUUCCCACUGCUCUUAAAAAACAUUCAUUGCUUGGAGCUGCCCUCUCAGAUGGGCUCGGUGCUCAACAACUCUCUGCUACUUCACUAUAUUAACUGUGUCAGAGAUGAGUCACUCUUACUGAGGCUUUACCACUGGUUGAGUCAAAUAUUACAAGAAGAAUGUAUUUGGUAUAAGGUGAAUGAUUAUGAACAUGGAAAAGAAUUUACCAACUUCCUGGACACCGUCAUCAGGGCAGAGUGCUUCUUACAAGAGGGGUUUUAUUCCUGUGAAGCUUUCCUGUAUAAGAGCAUUCCUCUCUGGGAUGGCCUUUGUUGUCGGUCACAGUUCCUUCAGCUUGUGAGCUGGAUUCCUUUUAGUAGCUUCUCUGAGGUGAAGCCACUACUUUUUGACCAUCUAGCACAGCUCUUCUUUACAUCAACCAUUUAUUUCAAGUGUAGUGUUCUUCAGAGUCUAAAAGAGCUACUGCAGAAUUGGCUGCUGUGGCUUUCUAUGGAUGUCCACAUGAAACCUACGAUGAGCAGUCCUCUAGAGACAACUUUGGGUGAAUCCAUGAACUCUGUGUCUGCACUGAUUCACUAUGUAGGAUGGCUGUCCACUACUGCCAUGCGCUUGGAGAAUAACAGUACUUUCUUAUUGCACUUUAUUUUGGAUUUCUUUGAGAAGGUAUGUGAUAUAUAUAUAAAUCAUGACCUUCCAUUAGUGGUGUUGCUUCCUCCUGGGAUCUUCUAUUCUUCACUCCUCAGCUUGGAUACCAGUAUCGUGAACCAGCUUUGUUACAUUAUGUACAGGUAUCAUAAAAAUUUGAUUGCUGCAAAGAAGAAUGAGUUGGUACAAAAGGCAAGAUCAGAGUUCAGUUUCAGCAGCAAGACUUGUCAACAAUUUAAUCACUAUUUGACAACCAUGGUUGGUUGCCUGUGGACGUCCAAACCCUUUGAGAAAGGAAUAUAUAUUGACCCCAAAAUCCUAGAAAAAACUGGAGUAGUACAGUUUAAAAACAGCUUAAAUAUAGUCCAUCACCCUUCUCUUUUGAGUUAUGCUGCUUCCUUUUUGCUACAGGAAAGCCCAGAAAAAAGGACAGUAAACGUGAGCUCUAUUCAGGGGAAGAAAUGGAACUGGUAUUUGGACUAUUUAUUUUCAGAAGGGUUGCAAGGCUUGAAAUUUUUCAUAAGAAGAAGUAUUCAUCAUUCUUCUGUCCCCUGAUCAGAAAGCAUAACCACAGUGAUGAACAUUAAAUAAUGAAAGUUGGCAUAAAACAAAUUGAUCAUGCUGGACUAAAUCCUUCCUCAUUGCUGGAGAGGCCAACCAGCUCAACUUGAGUUUCCGUAUUUAAUUCACUAACAAAGUACAAUCUUCAAGGAGAGCUCAGACUGGCCUUUUGACUGUGGCUCAAGAGAACCCUGGUGUGGCUAACUUAUUUUUCAAGAGUUAAAUUUUUAGCCUAUUUGUGAAAAAUUGCCUCUUCAUCAUCAAGCUCUGCCUUCCACCAAAUAUUACAUGAAGAGACACAUAUGCUUUGUGAUGAAAUUUUUUCCAUUUUUGUGUACUAUAAGCUGCACUGAUGACAGAGAGCAGAUAUGGUAGUAUACAGUGGUAAUCCACAAACAUACUCAUUCAUGCAAAAUAUUCUGCUGACUUAGUGAAAGCUCUAUGGAUAUUGUCAUUUUUCUUAUAUGAACGGUACCAAGACCAAAUUAAUAUAUUACAAUAUAUAUGACUCUAAGAACCUAAAGUAGCUGAUGGAUUCCUAAGUCUUUACUGGUAGCAAUUUAAAGAGGGAAGGAAGGGAAGAGAAUUAUAGGAAUAAUCAAGGUAUUUCUGUUUAUACUGGUUUGAUUUUUAUGGAAAUGCUCUAUUUUAUCUGUGUAUCUGGAUAUAUCUAGUUUUUAAAUAUUUAAACCUAUAUAAUUUAACUUUACUUGCAGAAGUACUUCUGAAGCUUUUUUAAAUUUUCAUAAUAGAAUAUAUUGUGUAAAAUUUGCUAUAAAAUUUUCCUUCAGUGCUACUGAUUAACUUUUAAUAAAAUUCAUAUUAUUUGAGAGGGAUAAAGCUGAAUUUAUCUUUGCUUUAAGGGCCCAUUCUUGUGUUUCUUUUUCUCCCCUCCAUUCAAGCAAAAACAAUAUUAUUAGGUAUUUUGAGACUAGAAAUCCCAUUUGUUGGUUUAAUCGAUAUUAAGUUCCUUACUGUGUGCCAGGUAUUCUUCUGUGUGCUGGUUAUCCAGCUGUGACUAACACAAAGUACCCACUUUAUGGCGUAUGCAUUCCAGUGAAGAAGACAGACAGUCAGAAUAUAAGUAAGUAUAUAUCAGGUGCAAUGAAGAAAAAUGAGGGGGUAAGGACAUGUGGAGAAGGUUUGUUGCUUGAGCAAAGGUGGUUGUAGAAGGCCUGUUUGAAGAGGUAUCAUAGGUAGAGACCCUAAUGAAGUAAAUGUAUACAUGUUACUAUUUGGAGAAAUAGCACUCUGAGCAGUGUUAAAGGCAAGUGAAGAGGCCCUAAAAUGACAGCAUAUAUGGUACAUUUGAGCAAUAGCAGGGAAGCCAGUGAGAUUAACAUAGUGAUUAAGAAGAGUGGAAAGAAAUUGAAUAGGGAAGACAAACAGACUGGUUGAGGAGUGUCCUUAUAGCCUGGCAUGGGUAUGUAAAUGGAAACCAUUAGUGAGACUGAGAAGAGGAGUGGCAUAAUUUGACUCACCUGUAUGAAAUGUGGAGCUGUAGUAUAAAAGUUAAGAUUGGAGAAAACUGAAAGAUGGGGGAAGCAGAGAGACCAGUUAGCUUAUGUUCCAGUCUUAGGCUAGUGUCCUAACUGAUGAGGAAAUGGUUAGAUAAUAGAUUCGGGGUCUAUUUUGAAGGUGGUUAAGUUAGGAUCUGCUGAUAGGUUGGAUAUGAGUAGAAGGAAAAAGAAGAAUAAAGGAUUAUUCCUAGAUUUUUUUCCAUUAAGAUUAUUGGUACAUUUUUGGUAUAAA